Vitrella brassicaformis is the source of this 1440-nucleotide messenger RNA. Lineage: Eukaryota; Vitrellaceae. The record is from the annotation of a GenBank genome assembly.
CAUGCCAGCACCAUCCUCAGCGGUCCCGCCCACCACGCACAAACUUACUCGCACCAGUCGUGAAGUGUCGUGAGGCAGGCCGGCAUCCUUGCAAAGCAGCGCUUCCACCUGCUGUGGCUGCUCUGGGGCGGCGGCGAGGGCAGCGGUCGUAGGAGGAAAGGACCUCGGGAUAUAAAAUGAAGGCAGCGAUCGCCACACGCAUCUGUUUAGCACAGCUACACAUGGAUGGACAGGUAGGUAUCAAUUCAUCUCCUCUCAUUCUUUGCGUCACCUCGUCCCUUAUUAGCCGGGCGGCCCGGGCUUGCCCUUUGUGAUUUCCUUGAUGACCUGUUCCAAGACAGACAGACAGACAGACAGAUGCAGGUCUCGUGUGUGUUUGCAUCAACGCGUCUGUGCGUAUGUGAGUGCAUGCGCACCCUCUCUUUUCCGUCCUGCUCGUCCUCUGCUGCGGCCGCGGCCUCCUUGUCGGUGGCCAUCUCCUCCCGCUUGGCCUUCGCCUCGGCUUUGGCGGCAGCGGCAGCAGCCUCCACAGCAGCAGCUGCGGCAGCAGCAGCGGCAUCGUGCGCCGCCUGUACCUGAGGGGAGAGAGACAUGCAUGGCAGCGACAUGCAACAUUGCGGUGGUAGAAGUCAGCUGUGCACCGAAAUGCCGACUCUCGAAACGAAAAACCCCAUUGCGCCACACACCAACGCCGCGCCGAAGAUGGCGCAGGUGAUGCGGAGUCCACGCUCCUGUGUCUGCAUACAAGCAACAACACAACGGUGAGCGUCGCCCUGUCCCACCCAUGUCACCCACUUCCUCUGUCCUCAGCUUAUCCUGUCUUUUCUUGACGAUCUUGAACCAUCUUUUGAAGUUCUCGAGUUGAUGAUGCGCCCGUUGGGGUCCAGGCAGGCAUUCCCUUCUCGGGCUUCCUUCUUCCCCACGCGACGGAUGUUGGCGUCAGUCUCACCUCCGGCAAACGCGAGACUGACGCCUGCCACACACACACAGCUCACAGACACACACACACACGCACACACACACACGCAGGGCAGCCAAACGACAACAAAUCACAGACAAAGAGCGGGAUAAAUCGAGCCAUAUCGAAAAAGAGGCACGUGUGUCAGUCUGGUGCCUUUGGGUGGGUUGGUGGAUUGGACGGUGUCUGCAUGUGUGCAUGGCAUAGUGUGUGUUUGGGUACGUCGGCGAGUUCAUGGUAGUGGGUGAACUUCUUGGGCCGCUUCGACCAGAGGAACUCCCGCACCCCGUCGACCAAGAGCCGCUCGGUGGCGGGCUUCGCGGUGCGGUCCAUGACUCCGAUCUGCACACACACAGACCACACACAACACGUCAGGCGAACAGCACGACAAUUGGUUGAUUGAUUGAUUGAUGGAUGAAUGGAUGGAUGGCUGUGCGCUUGCUGACCGCCUUAAAGCCCGGCCGGUCGAAGAAGGGGUGCAU